AUGUCUUUUGGAUUUUAUAAUGAAAAUUAUAAAUUAACAACAACAACAAAUAAGAAACAAAACAAUAACAAUAAUAAUUAUUUAUUAAAUGAAGAUAUGAAUUUUAAUAAUAAUGUUGAUUCAGAAAAUUCAUUAUCUAUAAUGAAACCAACACAUUUUAAAAAAUUAAAAUCAUCUUUAAAAUUAUCUUCAAGAAAUAAUUCUUUAACUUCAUCAAUUUCUUCUUCUUCAUCUUCUUCUUCUUCUUCAAAUAAAAAUGUUAGAUUUGCACCUGAAUUAACGACAGUAAAAAAAUUUUGUUCAACUGAUAAACCUUCAUUUAUUUCUUCUUCUUCAUUGAAAAAUUCAAAUAAUUUAAUUCCAUUAGAUGAAUCUUAUCAAAAUUAUUUUUUAAAUGAUAAUCCUAAUAAUAAUCCUAAUAAUAAUAACAAUAGAUUUGAAUUCGAUGAUAAAAUUAAUUCGCAUUUCUUACCGUCAUUUUCUGCUUCUUCUUUACCUUCUUCUUCAUUAUAUUAUACUUCAAAUGGAAGUACAGGUAAUUCUUCAACAAAUUUCCAAUUAGAUUAUGAUUCUGAUUCAAGUAUUGAUGAUGAUGAUUUUAAUUAUAAUUUAAAUCAAAAUGUGGUUGUUAUGAAUAAUAAUAGUAAUAGUAAUGAUAAUAAUACUAUUGUUGAUGAUAAUAAUCAAUAUAAUAAUUUAUUAUCUUCUUCUUCAAAUGGUAAACUUGCUUUGGAUUCAUUUGAUGUAAUUGAUUGGAAUUUAAUUAAUUCAAAUUUAAAUAAUGAUACUGAUGAUGAUAUUAAUAUCCUUUUAACUGGUAAUAAAAAUAUUAAAUUACAUUCUAUUGAACAAAUAAGAGAUAAUCAUAAUAAAAAAACAGAUGAAAUUAUUGGUUCCAUUUAUGUUAAUAAUUUAACAUUUGAAAAAUUCAUUGAAAUUAAAUUUACUUUCACUAAUUGGUCAGAUAUUCAUUAUGUUACCGCAACAUUUAAUAAAUCUAUUACAAAUCAAAUUGAUGAAUUUAAAUUUAAAAUUAAUUUAUCAAGUUUUAAAUAUUUUUUAAAAUUAGAUCAUUUAUUAUUUUCAACUACGGAUUCAAAUUUGCCAACUAAUUGUCCAUUAAAAAUAGAAUUUUGUUGUAGGUAUGAUGUUAAUAAUGAAACUUAUUAUGAUAAUAAUAAUUAUAAAAAUUAUGAAUUAUCAAUAAUGGCAAAAACUCAAAAUUUACUACCAAUUGAAAGAUUUAAUCCAAUUUAUAUGACAAAAGAACAAAUUAAUAAUAAUAAUAAUAAUAAUAAAAAUAAUUUAAAAAAUUCUAUUGUUAAAACUGAUAAUACUAAUUCAUAUUCUUCGACAAAACAAACUAAAAAAUCUUUUUAUUCGGAUUUUUUGGUUUCAACAACUUUAUCUCAUAAGAUUCAUUUAAUGAAUAAUUUUAAAACUAAUAAUACUGCUAGUGGUCAAUCGAAUAAAAAAAGAAUCGUUAACCCAACUAUUUCAAGAAGAUUUUCAGAAGAUACCGAUUAUUAUAAUACAUCUCCUUUAAAACAUCUAUAUCAUAAUGAUACUACUCCAAUUAAUCCAACAAGUUUAAAUAGAGUUUUGGCACCAUCAGAUGAGAAUGAAAUUGAUCAUGAUAAUGAUGACAAUAAUAAUUCAGAUGAUGUCACAAUAAUGACUGGUAAUAAUAUGAGUUAUCCUUCAACAAAUCCUUAUGAAUGUACAGAUGAUGUUGCUCAAUUAUCAUCAUUUCAACCUUUCACUUAUACAGCUACACCUUCACUUUCUUCAUCUUUAUCUUCAUCUUUAAGCGAUUUACCUCAAUUGGAUGAUUAUACAUAUUUCUUUCAAAAUGAAACUACACCAGAUGAACAAUUUCAAUAUAAUCCAAAUUAUAAUUUUGCUGAUUCUUUUACUAAAAGUUUUAGUCAAACAAAAUUAGAAAGUAGUGGUGAUGUUACUGAUGUAUCAAACAACUAUAGAAAUAAUGUCAAUAAUAAUAACGAUGAUGAUAAUGAUGAUGAGCAUAUAGAUCCUUUACAUAUUGGUGAUACGAAUAAUAAUUUUUCAGAUGAUAGACAAAGUAUUAUAACAGAUACACCUCAAAAUAUUUAUUCUAUUGAUUCCCAAUAUGGGGGGAUUGAACAAUCAAAUAAUCCUGAGAUUAUGUUUAUGAACAAUAAUUCAAAUGAAACUCUAAUUAACCAUAAGAAUAAUAUAGUAGAACCUCAUGAUAAUGAUACCAAAUUGGCGAAACCACAAAUAUCAACGUUACGAUCCGAAACUGUGGAUGAACCAUCAGCGUCAAAUUCAAGAUCUUCAUCAAAUUCAUCUUCUUUCUUAUCUGCAUCUAAUGAACUAGAAAAUAGAAGAUGUAGUAAUAUGAGUUCACAAGUCGCUAAUACAAUUACAACAUCAGCCCUUUCUGGGAUUACUGAAUCUAUGGAGCCGCGAGCCCUCAAUUAUAAAACUUUGCUAAAUUCCUAUUGCUUUUUCACUUCUGAUAGAAAACCAACUAUUCAUGAAAGUUAUUUUCAAAAUAAAAAAAUCGCCGAUAAAGAUAAUCCGGUAGAUAAACGCAUAAAUUAUGGUUCAUUGACUCCUUUGGAUAGGAGUGAAUCACCAACCCCUGCAUCUAAAAUAUUAUCCUCUUAG
This is a messenger RNA of Maudiozyma barnettii, 2655 nucleotides long. It is a transcript of the gene PIG1, whose product is annotated as protein phosphatase regulator PIG1. Gene Ontology annotation, molecular function: protein phosphatase 1 binding; glycogen binding. Gene Ontology annotation, biological process: regulation of glycogen biosynthetic process. The coding region runs from base 1 to 2655 and encodes 884 amino acids. The record is from RefSeq and is a predicted model, not a curated record. Gene Ontology annotation, cellular component: protein phosphatase type 1 complex. The transcript has a single exon. NCBI's taxonomy places the organism in Eukaryota, Fungi, Ascomycota, Saccharomycetes, Saccharomycetales, Saccharomycetaceae.